Aquila chrysaetos chrysaetos is the source of this 7774-nucleotide messenger RNA. It is a transcript of the gene BCL11A, whose product is annotated as BAF chromatin remodeling complex subunit BCL11A. The transcript is spliced from 7 exons. Lineage: Eukaryota; Metazoa; Chordata; Aves; Accipitriformes; Accipitridae. Gene Ontology annotation, molecular function: DNA-binding transcription factor activity; RNA polymerase II cis-regulatory region sequence-specific DNA binding. Gene Ontology annotation, biological process: negative regulation of dendrite development; regulation of transcription by RNA polymerase II. The record is from RefSeq and is a predicted model, not a curated record. Gene Ontology annotation, cellular component: nucleus. Bases 402 to 2768 code for a protein of 788 amino acids.
CAGGCAGUCCCUGAGGUCAGGAGAGGCAGAUCCUGCGGUGCAAGCCUGUGCAGCUGUUCUGCUUCUAGUUCUGCUGUCUGAGAUGUGGGCAAGAAUAACCAUAAACUGGCUGACAUAAUCGCCCUCUGGAAGAUCUGGAAAAUAUACAAAAACUACUCAUCUGAUAUGACACAGAAGAUGAAAUAAGCCAAAAUUUCCUGGUCAAGCAUCUACUUAUCUCACAGCCAUGACUGCUAUCCCACAAUUCAUCUUCCCUGCGCCAUCUUUGUAUUAUUUCUAAUUUAUUUUGGAUGUCAAAAGACAUUGAUGAAGAUAUUUUCUCUGGAGUCUCCUUCCUCUCUAACCCGUCUCUCCCGAUGUGAACCGAGCGACUCACAAGCCACCGAAGCCACCAACCCACCAUGUCGCGCCGCAAGCAAGGCAAACCCCAGCACUUAAGCAAACGGGAAUUUUCACCCGAACCUCUUGAAGCCAUUCUCACUGAUGACGAACCUGAACAUGGCACAUUGGGAGCUCCGGAAGGGGACCACGACCUCCUCACUUGUGGCCAGUGUCAGAUGAACUUCCCGUUGGGGGACAUUCUUAUUUUUAUUGAGCACAAACGGAAACAAUGCAAUGGCAGUCUCUGCUUAGAGAAGGCUGUGGAUAAGCCACCUUCACCCUCACCAAGUGAGCUGAAAAAAGCAUCCAAUCCUGUGGAGGUUGGCAUCCAGGUUACGCCAGAGGAUGACGAUUGUUUAUCAACGUCAUCUAGAGGAAUUUGCCCUAAACAGGAACAUAUAGCAGGUAAAGACGAGCCCAGCAGCUACACGUGUACGACUUGUAAACAGCCUUUCAACAGCGCCUGGUUCCUCUUGCAGCACGCACAGAACACGCACGGCUUACGGAUCUACCUAGAAAGCGAGCACGGCAGCCCCCUGACGCCACGGGUUGGUAUCCCAACAGGACUAGGUGCAGAGUGCCCUUCCCAGCCACCUCUCCACGGGAUUCACAUUGCAGACAAUAACCCUUUUAACCUGCUCAGAAUACCCGGCUCGGUCUCGAGGGAGGCGUCGGGGCUGGGAGAAGGGCGUUUCCCACCCACGCCGCCCCUCUUUAGCCCUCCCCCGAGGCACCAUUUGGAUCCGCAUCGCAUUGAGCGCCUGGGUGCGGAAGAAAUGGCUCUGGCCACCCAUCACCCUAGUGCCUUUGACAGGGUGCUGCGACUGAACCCCAUGGCGAUGGAGCCCCCCGCUAUGGAUUUCUCCCGGAGGCUGCGGGAGCUGGCCGGCAACACCUCCAGCCCGCCCUUGUCCCCGAGCCGGCCCAGCCCUAUGCAAAGGUUGCUGCAGCCCUUCCAGCCCGGCAGCAAGCCCCCGUUCCUGGCCACGCCACCCCUUCCUCCUCUGCAGUCCGCUCCUCCUCCCUCCCAGCCGCCCAUGAAGUCCAAGUCCUGCGAGUUCUGCGGGAAGACCUUCAAGUUUCAGAGCAACCUGGUGGUCCACCGCCGGAGCCACACCGGGGAGAAGCCCUACAAGUGCAACCUCUGCGACCACGCCUGCACGCAGGCCAGCAAGCUGAAGCGCCACAUGAAGACCCACAUGCACAAGUCCUCCCCCAUGACGGUGAAGUCGGAUGACGGGCUCUCCACCGCCAGCUCCCCUGAGCCGGGCACCAGCGACCUGGUGGGCAGCGCCAGCAGCGCCCUCAAGUCCGUGGUGGCCAAGUUCAAGAGCGAGAACGACCCCAACAUGAUCCCCGAGAAUGGGGACGAGGAAGAGGAGGAAGAGGAGGAGGAGGAGGAGGAGGAGGAGGAGGAAGAGGAGGAGGACUUGAACGAGAGCGACAGGCCGGACUACGGCUUCGGGAUGAGCCUGGAGGCGGCCCGCCACCACGAGAACAACUCGCGGGCCGGCGAGGAGGGCCGGUCGAUGCCGGACGUCAUGCAGGGCAUGGUCCUGAGCUCCAUGCAGCACUUCAGCGAGGCCUUCCACCAGGUCCUGGGGGAGAAACACAAGCGGGGCCACCUCCCCGAGCCCGAGGCGCACAGGGACACUUGCGACGAAGACUCGGUGGCCGGCGAGUCUGACCGCAUCGACGAGGGGGCGGUCAACGGCCGGGGCUGCUCCCCGGGGGAGUCCGCCUCGGGAGGCCUGUCCAAAAAGCUGCUGCUGGGUAGCCCCAGCUCCCUGAGCCCCUUCUCCAAACGCAUCAAGCUGGAGAAGGAGUUCGACCUGCCGGCCGCCGCCAUGCCCAACACCGAGAACGUUUACUCCCAGUGGCUGGCGGGCUACGCCGCCUCCCGGCAGCUGAAGGACCCCUUCCUCAGCUUCGGCGACUCCCGACAAUCGCCCUUCGCCUCCUCCUCCGAGCACUCCUCGGAGAACGGCAGCCUGCGCUUCUCCACGCCGCCGGGCGAGCUGGACGGAGGGAUCUCAGGCCGCAGCGGCACGGGAAGCGGAGGGAGCACCCCCCAUAUUAGUGGCCCGGGCCCUGGCAGGCCCAGCUCAAAAGAGGGCAGACGCAGCGACACUUGUGAGUACUGUGGGAAGGUCUUCAAGAACUGUAGUAAUCUCACCGUCCACAGACGGAGCCACACGGGCGAGAGGCCGUAUAAGUGUGAGCUUUGCAACUACGCCUGCGCCCAGAGUAGCAAGCUCACCCGGCACAUGAAAACACACGGGCAGGUUCGGCGUACCCCCCCAGCUGGCGCAGCGCCCAGGGAGCCCCGGACGUCUGGCAGUUUUCGGAUGGAAGUUCAAGAGCACUUAAAUUCUGAAAGGAGGUGAAGCUGGGGCGAGCGGCCGGCGGCGUCUCGGCGUCUGGAGGUGGCCUCUGUCCUGCUGGCUCGCCGCGUCCCCGGGAGAGCCUGAGAAGUCACCCGCCGAAGGCAGCGCUCCCCGGGCUCCUCCUGCCUGCAAGACUAUCGUAUUUAUAUUUUGUAAUAGAGUACAACACUUCUUUGGGGUUGGGGUUUUUUUUUUGUUUGUCUCUUUCUUUUUUUAUUUUCUAAAAACAAAAAAAGCGAACCCACCCACCAAGGUCAAGGGCUUAUCGAUGGCUUCGACGGGCUCCUUUCCCCGCGAAAAAGACUGUCUUGCUCUUGUGGACAACCCGGCCUGUUGGUUAUCUCCAUGACGUGCCAUUUCUUGGAAGUCGCAUCUGAUGUGACGAAUUAAAAAUAAAACAAAACACAGUGUAGGUCUGUGGGUGGGUGGGAAAUUGCCAUAAUAAAUGUUGGAGCUUUAGGUUUUGUUUGCUCUGUCUUUAAUUUUUAAUGCUAACAAGGGCCAGGCAGCUGGUAUGACUUUGUAUUACCGUAUCGGCUGCAGAAAACCACGUGCUGAGUUUACAAAGAGAAAGCCGGGGCUGGUGUCCGCAUGAGGGGCUGCACAGUCCCAGCGGGCAGACAUUUCCCGCAGAGCUAGACCAGGCGUCGGGCUUACGGCCAUGACACCCCAAGUCGUGGGGAAGCCCCGUUGGCGUUAGGUGAUUCUGAAGUGGGGGGGUCUCCCAGCUCUCCUCCAUCGCCUGUCUCCUCUUGAUGAAUGCCGGCUGUCGAUUACAUUUCUGCUGUUAAACUACGUACUCGUGGGGCUGGUGGGAUCCGUAACGUCCCUUAGUGUCUGUCCGAGGAGAAGCCAGUGGGUUUCGGGAGGAGCGAUAGCCUUGCUACGGAGAUGCUGUCAGUACCAGGGGAUGCAGAGCCCUGCCCUGAGCCGGGGUACCGGGGGGGAGCUGCUAUCAGGUUGGCGUCCCGCUGUCUCCCGCCGAGCGCUCCGGCCCUCGCACAGCUUUCCCCCUUGCCAGUGAUAUUCGUCCCUUGCUCAAAGAUGAGCACCCGCCCAAGGAGUUCGCUGGUUCGGGGCCCAAGCGCUUUGCUGAACAGAAGAUGGGUUAAGUGCGUGCUUGUGUGCUGUCUCCGAUGGGAUUUAUAGGCUGUAGCUACUCAUGCCUGUGCCGGCGAGUGGGAAUGGACCUUAUUUGGUGAAAGAAACCAGCUGGGGAGCAAGCGGAAUUGCUGGCCGGCCAUGUCAGGCUGCCAGGACACCCGCUGCCGGUCGCAGCAUGACGGAGCCGAGCUGCGGGGCAGGGGCCAGCUGAUUUAUUUGCUUUGUGUAUCAGCUUCAAUCUCACUUCUGGUUUUAUUCAUCUCCUUUCUUAACAUCUGAGCGAGACACCCAGCUGGGGUGACUCACUCCCGGCAAAAUGGCCACAGGGAAAAUGACGUUGCCUUUUUGAUAGGUGGUGGUUGCUCUUUUGUUUUUUAAAAACCCAGGCUGUAGUUCUCACGUGGGCCAGGGCAUAGCACAAGCACAGACACUUUUGUAUCUUAAAGCUUGGCAAGUGGCCGGGGCGGGCGGCAGAAGCAUCUCCGCACACGGCUGUAGGGUCAAGCCAGGAGCCUGGGGGGACUUGGUGCAUAGGUGUGGGUUGACCCAAAGGGAGCUCUUGCUGUUUCUUUUAAGGCAAUUUGGUCUUUGAGGUCCAAUUACCCGAAAGGCUGCACACACCCUAAGCUUUUUUUAUCAUUAGGAGAUGUUUUUAAAGGUUCUCCUAUCCCAGCCUCUACCUCUGUGCUACCGCCUCUAUGUCUGCUUAUAAGGGUUUUUUGAGCCUUGGAAGGGGGAAUCCUGUUGCAUUAAGCAUCCUAUUGAUUGCAAACACACCAUCGGUAAGAAGUUAGCGGCUCCCAUUAGCUGCUGGCACCCCCGCUCCUGCCCUGGGAUAUCUCUACACCAGGCAGCUGCAUCAGAUCAGGGCUAACAGAGUUGUUAAUUGCAAAGGGGGUUGCUCUGCUCUCUCCUCCAGAUUGCAAACCAGGGAUCACCUGGUAUGUAUCUACAGCAGGCCUGCAAUGCUUAUAAUAAAGGGCAGCUGGGAAGCUGCUUUAUAAUGUUUUUCGGUGUGCUGGCUAGCCUUGAGGGUGUCUUUACCCUUAUUUUGUCUGAGCGCAGGCAAAGCUCGGUUCAUGGAUGGCUUCUGGGGUAGUUGGUUGUGCUUUGGAUGCUCUGCCUGGUGGAAUAAGUGUGAUGCACUCUGCUUUCUCUCUGCCUCCAGCAGCCAGUGCAAGGCAGGUGUUUCUCCUGGGAAAAACAGAAAGUAGGGAAGCAGUAACAGCUAAACAGGCUUUGCCAAGCACAGAGGGGAAAAGUUGUACCUUUCCUGGAGUGUUGAAGGUAAAGUGAAAUAGUCCUUAAAAUGUGUAUUUUUUAAUACAGGUGUUAACCCCCCCAACUCUUAGGACUUUAAGACAUCUGCAGAAUUUAUGUGUUGCCUUAAAUUUACCAAUACAUGUGUGCUGAGAGCCCCUUGUAAGUGUCGGGGCUGCACUGGGGGCUCCUCUCCCCAGCUGCAGGGCCUGAUCCUGCUCACAGGCUCCAGGGUCUGCUCUGGCUCUUGCAAAGCAACAGGGCAGCCCCAGCACGAGGUUUUGGUGGAGCUACAAGGGUUUCUUCUGCUGCCUCGUGUGACCCAGACUGCCAUGUGCUUUAAUUAGGGGUAUCGUUAGGAUCCUUUUUUUGCCUGGCCAGGACUUGGCUGCUGCAAAGCCCUUUGCUGUAUCUGGGUGCACGGAGGAUCGCCAGCCAUUGUGUUAUGGUGGCUUAAUGAGUUUCUGCCAAUUAACAGGAGUCAAGGGUUUCCUGUGAGGGGAGAGCUGGAAACCUGUUAGCCUCAAAGCUGGAGGUUGCUCUGUUUUCAGUGCAAGAGGGGCAAUAUUCCUAGGGAUUUUGUAUUUAAGUGUAUUCCCAAUGUGUUGGCCUGCACAUCAGACUUAAAAAACUAAGUACAUUUGGUCUUUAUCAAAAAACCAAAGCUCCUAAAGUUUUGGAGUUUUUAAUAAGCAAAAGAAAAGCUCUUUCUUUCCCAGUCCACAGGGCCGAGAUGAGCAAGAUACCUGGGAAUUAGCUAGCUUAGCUUUGAUUUUUGGGGGUUUAAAAAGCUGCUUUCAAACUUGAAGGCGACUUGACUGUGCUGUAUUUUAUUUCUAAGCACACUUUCAUGCCACUAAAAUGCAGUAAAGGUCAAGUCUUUUGUGAAGUCUAACUUAAAUUUUGCUUUCAAAAUAAUACGUAUUUUGGAUUCAUGAUGCAUUCGGGCCGUGGGCUUUUACAAGGUGAGAAGAGCGGGGUGAAACAAAUGUGUUGGAGGUCACUUAUCGAGCACUGUCUCUCCAGAAGGGAUCCAAAAAACAGAUCUAAAACCCCAUGAAUGGGAUUUCCAGCAACAGUCCCAAACUCCCUGCGUUUUGUUUCAACCCCAGCUUUGUGUCGGGUCCCACUAAGUGACCCGUGGGACCAGCAGCAGCAUCGGGCUUGGGAGCAUCGUGGUGUUGGUGGGCGGCAAUGUGACUGUGGACUCUGGGGGAAGGCGGAGGGAAGGACCAUCCUUCUUGGGCUGCUGGAGGUUAUUUUACCAACUAUGCUGUUUACCCUGUACUUUUUUUUUUAAUCUCACUUCUUGUGUUGCUGUGUGUGUUUGAGCUGUCUGGAUGUGGGCGAAACCCAGGGGUGAGCCUUCACCUGCAGGUUUUUGGUGGUGAGGCAGAGGACCCACUGGAUGUAGCUGCCUUUCCAGGGCACCCUGCUCUGGUGUGAUAUUUCAUGUGAUCCCACUAUAAAUUAUUAUUGAGGAGCGAGCGGAACAACCUCCCCAAACGAGAGUGGUGCCUCACUUGCUGCUUUUUUUAUUCCCUGCUCCCCCCCCCCCGCCCCAUUUUUCCCAUUUCAGGCAUGAUUAGGCAUCACCAUUCAGUUGUAUGUUGUAUCUGCUUCAAGUCAAUAAAACCUUAUUGUGCCUCCAUCCCAACACCCCCUGAACCUCCUCUCCUCCCAGAAGUCACCCUCUUAACAUUCAUCUUCUACAGGCGUCCAAAUAAUCAAUUAUUCCCAAGGAAAGAUGGGGUGUGUGGGGGGAGCACAACAAAAAAAAAAAAAAAACCCCAAACCCAAAAUAUGGCCCUUAUUCCUUAAUCUCACUGGAUAGAGUUACACAUCUGGUAGAGGCUUGUUCGUUGUUGCUAUUACUUUUAUUGCGUCUUUAGCAGUGAUGAAGUUCAGAUGGCAGAACCAGUGGGCCCCAAUUUAAUUUCGUCUGGCCUCCCGUAAUGAGCACGAUGUGAUCCCUGGGAAAUGCUGGCUCGGCCGUGGUUCCAGCGGGCAGAUGCUCGCGUGCCGUGGUGAUGGGCAGAAGUGGUGCGGACAGACAGCUGGACAGGCAAAACCCCACAGCGAGGCAGGGGGAAAAAAGGAGAAAUCUGGAAAUAGGGAUGCUAACGGGUGGGUGGAGGUGUCUGUGCUGGGUAAGCAUCAAAUACUGCAGUUAGAUGGACGGAUGGACAGAUAGCUUUUCCUGUCAAAACCCAGAAGCAAGAUCACGAGGUGGAUUUCCCCCUUUUUUGGUGGCCGGGGUAUGUGUGCCAUGAUGUUUUCCAAGGUUGCUCUAGCCCUGAUGGCUCUUCCCUGGUGAUUUUCAGGACCCCCUGGGUUUCCAGUGGCGAUGUAUAGAAGCUCCCACCUCUCCCCCAGUGUCUGCAAAUGCAUGUGUCUAAGGGCUAUACAGGAUUCAUUUACGGGCCUCCCGUUGGUGGGAUAUGUGCAUGCAAAAUGAAGGUUGUAUUUGGCUUCUAAUAUUCAGAUCUAUAUUCCAUAUUGUGUUGACCAAGAAGAACAACUCAGCCCCCGUGCUGAUGGACUGAUUGUGAUGGACUGAUGACGUUCAGAAACAUACUGUAAAUCAAGGAGGCUAAUAAAUACUUGCUAUUAAUAAAACAGGGCUACUGCCUUUCAAGUUA